GAUUGCUUGCAGUGUCAUCCAUCAGUGCCCAGCAGUGUCGCCUGUCAGUGCCCAGCAGUGUCGCCCAUCAGUGCUGCCCAUCAGUGCCAUCCAUCAAUGAUGCCCAGCAGUGCCAUCCAUCAGUGCCCAGCAGUGUCGCCUGUCAGUGCUGCCCAGCAGUGCCACCUGUCAGUGCUGCCCAGCAGUGCCACAUCAGUGCCAUCCAUCAGUGCCCAGCAGUGUCACCCAUCAGUGCCCAGCAGUGUCGCCUGUCAGUGCUGCCCAGCAGUGCCACCUGUCAGUGCUGCCCAGCAGUGCCACCUGUCAGUGCCCAGCAGUGUC
This is a messenger RNA of Staurois parvus, 321 nucleotides long. The record is from the annotation of a GenBank genome assembly. Lineage: Eukaryota; Metazoa; Chordata; Amphibia; Anura; Ranidae.